Molecule: messenger RNA, 1161 nt
Organism: Lasiosphaeria miniovina
Lineage: Eukaryota; Fungi; Ascomycota; Sordariomycetes; Sordariales; Lasiosphaeriaceae
Product: endoplasmic reticulum vesicle transporter-domain-containing protein
Exons: 3
Coding region: 1-1161 (386 amino acids)
Biological process (GO): retrograde vesicle-mediated transport, Golgi to endoplasmic reticulum; endoplasmic reticulum to Golgi vesicle-mediated transport
Cellular component (GO): membrane; endoplasmic reticulum; COPII-coated ER to Golgi transport vesicle
Source: RefSeq, a predicted model, not a curated record
AUGAUGAACGGCUAUGAGAAACACGAGCUGGGCGAGGACCCUUUUGCUCCGAAGAGCGGCGGCAUCGUCAGCGCCUUUGAUGCUUUCCCUAAAUCGAAACCGCAAUAUGUGCAGCGGACAUCGGGCGGCGGCAAGUGGACUGUCGCUAUGGUCGUGGUGUCACUGGUGCUGUUCUGGUCGGAGCUGGGGCGGUGGUGGCGAGGCACCGAGAUGCACACGUUCGCGGUCGAGAAGGGCGUGUCGCGCGCCAUGAACAUCAACCUGGACGUGGUGGUGCGCAUGAAGUGCGCGGACCUGCACGUCAACGUGCAAGACGCGGCCGGCGACCACAUCCUGGCGGCGACACGGCUGACGCGCGACGCGACCAACUGGUCGCAGUGGGUCGACGGCAAGGGCAUGCACAAGCUGGGCCGCGACCAGCACGGCCGCCUCAUCACGGGCGAGGGCUGGGCCUCCUCGGGCGGCGCCGCCGGCGGCCACGACGAGGGCUUCGGCGAGGAGCACAUUCACGACAUUGUCGCGCUGGGCCGCCGCAAGGCCCGCUGGGGCAAGACCCCGCGCCUCUGGGGUGCCGAGGGCGACAGCUGCCGCAUCUUCGGCAGCCUCGAGCUCAACAAGGUCCAGGGCGACUUCCACAUCACGGCCCGCGGACACGGCUACGGAGGCGCGCACGUCGAGCACAGCACUUUCAACUUCUCGCACAUCGUGUCGGAGCUCUCAUUCGGGCCGUUCCUGCCGUCGCUGGUCAACCCGCUGGACCGGACGGUCAACACGGCUUCGGCCAACUUCCACAAGUUCCAGUACUUCAUCUCUGUGGUGCCGACGACGUACAGCGUGGGGCACCCGGAGCAGCUGGGGUCGUCGUCCAUCUUCACCAACCAGUACGCCGUGACGGAGCAGAGCGGCGAGGUCAACGACCGCACCAUCCCGGGCAUCUUCGUCAAGUACGACAUCGAGCCCAUCCUGCUCAACAUUGUCGAGUCGCGCGACGGCUUCCUCGUCUUCCUCAUCAAGAUCAUCAACGUCCUCAGCGGCGCCCUCGUCGCCGGCCACUGGGGCUACCGCCUCAGCGACUGGCUGGCCGACGUCGUCGGCAAGCGCCGCCGCGGCGGCCGCAGCGAGGGCAUGCUGGGGUCGUCAAAGGCGGGCUACGAAGACUAG